AUGAGCAGAUCCUCCAAGAAAGUAGAUCUUCGUCGCCUCGGUUCAAGACCUCUUUCUUUUCGCCGCCGCCGCUGCCCAGUCUUACAUCAAGCAGCGAACUGUGGAAGACACACCGUGGUAAGGGUACACACAGACAUUUUCAACGGAUACAGGCACACGUAG
This is a messenger RNA of Colletotrichum costaricense, 162 nucleotides long. RefSeq lists its product as uncharacterized. The record is from RefSeq and is a predicted model, not a curated record. NCBI's taxonomy places the organism in Eukaryota, Fungi, Ascomycota, Sordariomycetes, Glomerellales, Glomerellaceae. The coding region runs from base 1 to 162 and encodes 53 amino acids. The transcript has a single exon.